AGCCCUUCUCUCCUUUUCCCAAAAUACCAUAACAAAAAAACGCGAACUGAGAGAGAGAGAGAGAGAGAGAGAGAGAGAGAACUCAGAGAGAGAGAACACCAACAAAAACGAAGAAGCCUCAGUAGAAAGAAAAAAAAAAAAAAAAAUAGAAACUCAGAAGAAACAGAGCAGAGAGACAAAGGAAAAAAAAAAAAAAUUUAGAAAACCCAAGAAGACUUACUGAUAAAAAUCAUAUUUUCCUGCUAAAUUUUUUUCCCAAAUUUUUUUUUUUGGGUUCUUUCUUUGUCUCUCUGGAGGAAGAUAGAAAAGAGAAAAGAGAGAUCUCUUGUCCUUCUACAAUGCCCACUUUGUAGCGGACAAGGGUUUCUUCGGAUCGUAACUGGGUACUACUCGAAUUUACCGAUUUUGGACUUAUUAGGGUUUGAUCAGAACAGAGAUUGAGGAACUGAGUGUGGUUGGGAUCGACACAGAGUUGUGCAUAGAAUGGGCUUGGGCUCCGAUCUUUUAUGGAGUUGGAAUUGUGGAUUUGACAGUGCUGUGAUUAAGCUUUUAAACUCUGAGAUUGCAUAGAUUGAUGGAUAACAUUUGUUGGUAUGAGGAUGGAAGAAGAUUGCACGUAUUAAAUUGUCUAGAAGAGUGAUCAAAGUUGUGAAGAAUCUCUAUUUUUGAGAAAUUGAGGUUCUUUUGGUGAGUUUUUGUAUUUUGUGCAUUUGAUCUUCACCAGGGAAUGAAUUUGGUAAUUGGUUUUGGUUUUAUGGAGGAGGUGAUGAUACUGUUUUGGACCAGAAGGCAACACAAAGGAUCAGAUUGUGGUGGACUAAACCGUUUGGAUUAACUUAGUUUGAGCAAACUCGUUGAACAAAUAGUUAUUUAAGUUAUUUUCCUUUUUCUGGGUUAAGUUUUGUUGGAUUUAUUCAGUUUAGUGUUACAUCUGAUUGACUUUUCGAUUUGCCACGGCUUAAUUCUUGAAGUGAAUUUUGUAGUAUCUGCUACCCAUUUGCACAGUUUUGGUUAAGGGGACUAGGUUUUAGCUAACUCUGGAAUUUGUAUUUCUUGGAGUGACUGAGAAGCUCAUGGAGGAAUAUUGAUGCUGGAAAUCAAUGCAGGGACAUGGUGUAUGGACAGGAGCUUAGUUUUUGGUUCGUUCCCUUUCCGGAACAGUGCUACUGGAGAGCAAUAUUAGCAUUUUCUUCUGUGGGAGGCACUUGUCUUGUGUGUUGUGGGAUUUUGUGCAAUGUCGCGCUGCUUUCCAUUUCCGCCACCAGGGUAUGAAAGGAAGGCUAGGACUGAUGAUGUGGACUUGACUGAUGAUGUGGACUUACUUAAAAAGGAGAAACACAGAGAAAAGAAGCAUAAAAAGGAGAAAAAGGAUAAAGAGAAGAGAGAAGGUAAAGAAAAAAGAGAGAAAGAUAGAAGUGAUGAAAAACAUCGAGAAAAGAAAGAGAAAAAGGAAAAACAGAAGGAUAAAAAGAAGGAUAAGGAGAAGGACAAGGAGAAGGACAGGGAUAAAUCAAAAGAUAGAAGUGGUACCUUGGAUGAGAAGAUACUUUCAGGGCAAGCUGAGUCUCGUGGUGGAGAGAAACUUGUACAGAAAGAGGGAAAAGAUAAAGAUAAAGGCAAUAGUGUUGACAAGAGAUUUCCUGGGCAAUUUGCUGGUUAUAAGGCAGAGAAGCCCAGUCAAAAAAGUUACUUGGAUGAGGGGAAUAAGGAUUCUAAAUUGGUGCAGGAGUUGGGUAGGAGGAUUAAAGAUGAAGCCAAAGGAAUUGGAAACCAGUUUGAGAAUUUUUCUAGUUCAGACCCAAAAAAUGAUGAAGGGAUGGUCAGAUUGGUGGCCAAGGGUACUGGCUCUUUGGCUGAAGUUAAGGAAAAAAACAAGGACAGGAGAGUCGAAGAUAAAACAAUGGUGGAUGGGCAAAGAAUCAGGGAUGAAGCAAAAGUUAGUGGAAAUGCAAUGGUUCAGAACGCUGCUGGCAAUAUUCCGGCAAACUUUGGAGCAAUGCCCAAACUAUUGGAUAAGAAUGUUGAUAGGAAAAUGGAAGGACAAGAAAAGGCAAAAGAUAAACGAGGUGAAGAUAAACGAGGGGAUAAAAGGAAGGACAAAGAGAAAGAAAAGAAAAGCCAAAAGAAGGAUAAAAACAGGGAUAAAGAGAAGAAAAAGGAGGAGAAAGCGAAAGAGAAGAUUCAAAUUAAGAAUGCAGAGAAAAUUCAACUUCAGAACACGGAGAAAAUUCAACUUCAGAACACACAGAAAAUUCCACUUCAGAACAUUGAGAAAAUUCAAUCAAAGAACAUAGAGCCAGAUAACUUGAGAGAAAGCAACAAAGAUGACCUCGUUGGUUUUAAUUCAAUCAAAACCUCCCAACUUUCCAAGGACAGCAACAAAAUUGCUGCUGCUGCUGAGGGAAAUCUUAAGAAACGGAAGGACUUGGAGACAAAUGGUGUUCUGCACGCCAAUGACAUUAAGCCCAGUAAGUUGCCAAGACCUACAUCUUCCUCUCAGCCUUCUGUGGAAAAUGGAAGGAUACUCGAUCCUUCCCAAAAUUCCAUCCUUCACCCAUCAGAUAGGCAGGGAGCAGCCCAUAAUGUUAAGAUUGAUAAUAAGGAACACAAGAUGAAUGGCAUAAUAGAUACUCGACCAUCAUUGGUCUCUCCCAUGAAGCAUACCUCUGCCACAGCACAAGCUGAUCCCAUUGCUGAAGCAUCUUCAAGACCACCCCAUCCAGAUUCCAAAUAUCUAAAUGUCAUUUACUCUGUACCGAAAAUGGAGGAAUGGUCUGAUUUUGAUGACCAAGAAUGGAUGAUUUGCAGCAAUGACUCCCAGCUGAAGAAGCCCAAGGUGGAAUCUUCAUCAGUUGAGGAAGCACCGCAGGUUUGGGCAGAAGCUCUGCAGAUGGAAUCAGCUGAUAUUUGUGCUCUGCCAUAUGUUAUUCCUUAUUGAUUGAUUAUUAAAAUGGGCAUGCUUCACCCUCCUAAUUCAUCCAAUCCGGCCAACCCUCCAUCAGGACCACUUAAAGGUACAACAGGUAUCUGGCCCUUGAGAUGGAUUUUCUGAUUUUUUUUCUUGCUGGAUCCUAUUGUUAUUGUGCUUUGUGGCAGUGAGUGUAAAUUAUUGAUACACACCUCACAGCAUGCUUCAGCAUAUCACUGGGCGCUCAUACUUGAUGCUCAAAGUUGGAGGGUCGUUUCCCGGAGUGGCAUUAAAACCACUAAUUCAUUGGACAAGGUAAUUUUCAUAAAGGCGACGACCAAGUGGAAGUUGCUUUAGGAAGAGGAGAGAGAUGUAUAAGCUUUGUGCAAUUUCAUAUUUCAUUUUCGUAAAAGCUGAGAAGCUUUUUCUAAUUGAGAAUGUAAGAGAAACCAGAUGUGGUCUUUCCAACUCCACCACAAUUUUGAUUUGUAACAUAGAACUCUUAUUUACAAGAAAUGUAAGAUAGAGGGAAAAAGAAGAAAAAGUAGUUGCAUUCAUUUAUUCACCUCAUCUGUAAUUUUGUUGAUAAUUCCAUUAUAUAUUCUCUAUAGUGUUGAGUGAUCUUUUACAAGAAGCUUCAAUUUUCUCUAA
Messenger RNA from Ziziphus jujuba (common jujube), 3559 nucleotides. RefSeq lists its product as uncharacterized. The record is from RefSeq and is a predicted model, not a curated record. NCBI's taxonomy places the organism in Eukaryota, Viridiplantae, Streptophyta, Magnoliopsida, Rosales, Rhamnaceae. The transcript has 4 exons. Bases 1235 to 2938 code for a protein of 567 amino acids.